Molecule: messenger RNA, 1683 nt
Organism: Cadophora gregata
Lineage: Eukaryota; Fungi; Ascomycota; Leotiomycetes; Helotiales; Ploettnerulaceae
Exons: 3
Coding region: 1-1683 (560 amino acids)
Molecular function (GO): copper ion binding; oxidoreductase activity
Source: RefSeq, a predicted model, not a curated record
AUGCAUUUUUCACUUUCUCUUCUGGCUUCCCUAGUCUUCCUUUCAGCCACUUCAGCAGCUCCAUCCGUUUCCCGCGACGCAGGAAGUCUCAGUAAGAGAUGUACUAACUCUGCAAGCGACCGUUCUUGCUGGGGAGACUACGACCUUACCACAGAUUACUACACUACUGUGCCUGAUACCGGGGUGACUCGAGAGUACUAUCUUGAACUCGUCAAUACUACGGCAUCCUUAGAUGGAGUUGAGAGAAUGGCAUUGCUUGUCAACGGAACCUUUCCUGGUCCGACUCUAUUCGCAGAUUGGGGGGACACUGUCGUUGUUAAACUGUACAACGGGCUAGCAAACAAUGGAACAAGUCUUCAUUUCCACGGUAUCCGCCAGAACUACACCAACCAACAAGAUGGAGUUGCUUCUAUUACGCAAUGCCCAACUGCUCCAGGAGAUACAAUCACUUACACAUGGAGAGCGACUCAGUACGGCUCCACUUGGUACCAUUCUCAUUUCGCUUUGCAGGCGUGGGAGGGUGUCCUUGGCGGCAUCAUCAUCAAUGGGCCAGCCACAGCAAACUAUGACAAUGACAUGGGCCAUAUAUUCCUUAACGACUGGACCCAUGAGACUGCAGAUACAAUGUACCAUGUGGCUGAGACAUCUGGACCCCCUACACUUGACAACGGCUUGAUCAAUGGCACGAAUACUUACGGAACUCUGGGUGCACGUUUCAACACCACUGUUGUAGCUGGAGAGUCUUACAGAAUCAGACUCGUCAACGGUGCAAUUGAUACUCAUUGGAAAUUCAUGAUUGAUGAGCAUGAAAUGACAGUCAUCGCCAUGGAUCUCGUGCCAAUUGUUCCGUACACGGCAACCACCUUAUCCAUCGGCAUGGGCCAACGAUAUGAUGUUGUGGUCACAGCUACUCAAUCAUCUGGAAACUACUGGCUUAGGAGCAUGCCUCAGACAGCGUGCUCCGAUAACGACAACACUGACAACAUCAUGGGAAUAUUCAUGUAUGACAGCACAAACACAACCGAACCCAGUUCCAGCGCCUACAGCUAUACCGACUCCUGCAAUGAUGAAGACAUGUCUACUCUCGUUCCAUAUCUCUCCAAGACUGUCUCUACUGAGUCAGAAGACGAUGAUUUUGCGGUCACAGUCGGUAGAAGCAACAAUGUGUUCAAGUGGUACAUGGUGGGAACCACUUUUGAAGUCGAAUGGGAAGAUCCAACACUUCUCCAAAUCUACGAAGGCGACACCAAUUAUACAACCUCAUCCCAUGUGAUCGAACUCCCUACUGCAGAUGAGUGGGUUUACUUCAUCAUCGAGACCACCCAGGCAGUUCCUCACCCAAUUCAUCUCCACGGCCACGAUUUCUUCGUCAUUGCCCAAGGCUCAGGAACCUACGACUCAUCCACUGUCGCCUUGACCACUGACAAUCCUCCUCGCCGAGAUACCGCCAUGCUUCCAGCUUCGGGUUACCUCGUCAUUGCCUUCGAGACUGAUAACCCAGGUGCAUGGCUCAUGCACUGCCACAUUGGAUGGCACACAUCUGAGGGUUUUGCUCUCCAGCUCGUUGAGCGUAUCGAUGAUAUCGCUGCUAUUACUGACUACGAUACCCUCAACUCUACUUGCGCUGCGUGGAAUUCCUAUGUCGACGAGUCUGGCGUUGAAUCCGAAGACUCUGGAGUGUAA